AUGGCAGGCGACGGAGAUGAAGCACGGAGGCAUCUCGAGGUCGGCCACAAGAGUCUCCUGCAAAGCGAUGCUCUCUACCAGGUAUACAUACAUAUACUCUGUUUUUACAUGUUAAUCUGUUUUGGUUUACAAUCUUUGCUUCUUGGCUUAUGGUAUAUUCUGGAGACCAGUGUGUACCCAAGAGAGCCUGAAUCCAUGAAGGAGCUUAGAGAGUUUACUGCCAAACACCCAUGGAACAUCAUGGCAUCAUCAGCUGAUGAAGGGCAGUUUCUGAACAUGAUUUUGAAGCUGAUUAAUGCCAAGAACACCAUGGAGAUUGGUGUCUACACAGGCUACUCUCUCUUGGCCACUACCCUUGCUCUUCCUCAUGAUGGAAAGAUCCUUGCCAUGGAUGUUAACAGAAAGAACUAUGAAUUGGGUCUACCUAUAAUUGAAAAAUCUGGUGUUGCUCACAAGAUUGAUUUCAGAGAAGGCCCUGCUCUGCCUGUUCUUGACCAGAUGAUUGAAGAGGAGAAGAACCCUGGAUCCUUUGACUUCAUAUUUGUGGACGCUGAGGGCAAAUGCAAUGGUGAAUUGGUAUUAGACCAACAAAGAUGUUAUCUUUUGUUGUCUCAUUGCAUUUGCCCUGAUAAAGACAACUAUCUUAACUACCGCCAGAGGCUGAUUGACCUGGUGAAGGUUGGGGGUGUGAUUGGCUACGACAACACCCUAUGGAAUGGAUCUGUGGUGGCACCUCCUGAUGCUCCUUUAAGGCUCCUUUAAGGAAGUAUAUCAGGUACUACAGGUAUUACAUUCUUACUCCGCUGCACCAACAAACAGAUCAUAUUGUCUAUUUACAUCACUGAACACAUUAGCAAUUUGCUCAUUUGUUCCCAUAAAAGACAUGCAUGACUCAUGUAGGAAUGAAAACCAAGUAAUGCCAAAAGGGGUC
This is a messenger RNA of Tripterygium wilfordii, 931 nucleotides long. RefSeq names its product caffeoyl-CoA O-methyltransferase-like. The coding region runs from base 1 to 762 and encodes 253 amino acids. Gene Ontology annotation, molecular function: S-adenosylmethionine-dependent methyltransferase activity; O-methyltransferase activity. Lineage: Eukaryota; Viridiplantae; Streptophyta; Magnoliopsida; Celastrales; Celastraceae. The record is from RefSeq and is a predicted model, not a curated record. The transcript has 5 exons.